UCUUCCAUUGACUGGCACUUCAAGUCUUCGCUCACCACUCCUUCCACAUCCAAUAAAAAUCCAUUUCUGUUCGAAAAAAUAUCAAAAUUAUAAGCAGAUUUUUUUUUUGAAGGUUAAUCAUGUCAGCCCUCAUCACCUCUACAUAUUUUUGCUUAUUUUGCAUUCUCUGCUUCAGCAUAAGAAUUAGAUCGGAUCCUCGUUACCAUUGGUGCCCAGAUACAGCUACAUACAGUCCUAAUAGCACCUAUCGAUCCAACUUGAAUCAAACUUUACUUUCUUUAUCUUCAAACGGCACCUGGGAGAAUGGGUUUUACACUUACAAGGUCGGUCACGGCCCUUCCGACACUGUCUACGGUCUAUUUCUAUGUAGGGGCGAUGUUAACACUGAUGAUUGCCAACAAUGUGUGAAAGAUGCUAUCACUGAUGUCCUGAAACGUUGUCCCAAGGAAAAACGGGCAACUAUCUGGUACGAUUAUUGCAUGUUACGCUACUCAAAUGAAUCUAUAUUAUCGAGGCUGGAGAUGUCUUUCACUUUAUACCUGUCUAAUAUGGAGAACAUUACAGAUGAACCCAAUAGGUUCAGACAGUUAUUAGGAGAGACGAUGAAUGAAAUAGCAUCGGAAGCAGUUAAUAGUAAUCUCCCCGGUAAGAAAUUUGCUACAAAAAUAGCUAACUUCACGGAAUUUGAAAGAUUGUAUACACUGGCACAGUGCACGCCAGAUCUUACGAGUGGUGAUUGUGACAUCUGCCUUCGAAAUGCGAUCCCGCAAUUAAGAACAUGUUGUGAUAAUAAGAAAGGGGGAAGAGUUAUUUUUGAAAGCUGUAAUAUUAGGUAUGAGACUUACUCCUUCUUUGAUCCUACUACGGUCCUUGAACCACAGCCUACUCCAAAUAUUCCUCCUAUUCAGCCACCGGCUCCCUCGCCUUCUACAACCGGUCAAGGAAAUGGAGGAAUUUCAAAACAAGUUAUUCUUGCCAUCGUUGUUCCAAUUGCUGUUUCGUUAGUGCUUUUUUUCAUAGGCAGCUGCUUCUUGAAAAGGAGAACGAGGAAGGAACCUCAUGGUGCUGUGAGUGAGGAAAAUGGUAAGAUACGAGCACACAAAGGAAAUGAGAUUUCGUCAGUUGAAUCCUUGCAAUUUGACUUGAAUACUAUUGCGCUUGCUACCAACAACUUUUCUGCUGACAACAAAAUUGGUGAAGGUGGAUUUGGUAGUGUCUACAAGGGUACCUUCCUAAAUGGACGAGAAAUAGCUGUAAAGAGACUUUCCAAAAGUUCAGGACAAGGUGCAAAAGAAUUUAAGAAUGAGGUUGUACUUAUUGCCAAGCUUCGACAUAGAAAUCUAGUAAGACUCCUAGGAUUUUGCUUGGAAGGAGAAGAGAAGAUACUUGUUUAUGAAUAUGUGCCCAAUAAAAGCCUCGAUUAUUUUCUAUUCGAUGCAGAAAAGCGACAAAUGUUGGAUUGGUCAAAACGUUACAAGAUCAUACGAGGAAUAGCACGCGGAUUGGUUUACCUUCAUGAAGAUUCUCCUGUACGAAUUAUACACCGUGAUCUCAAAGCUAGCAAUAUAUUAUUAGAUGGAAAUAUGAAUCCCAAAAUAUCAGAUUUUGGCAUGGCAAGAAUUUUCGACGUUGAUCAGUCUCAAGGAAAUACAAGUAGGAUUGUAGGGACAUAUGGUUACAUGUCUCCAGAGUAUGCAAUGUAUGGAAACUUCUCUGUAAAAUCUGAUGUUUUUAGCUUUGGCAUCCUUAUUUUGGAAAUCAUAAGCGGCAGAAAGAAUAGCAGCUUCUACCAAUCAGAUGGCGCUGAGGAUCUCAUAAGCUAUGCUUGGAAGCUUUGGAGAGACAGUAGACCCUUGGAAUUGAUGGAUAUAAAAUUACAAAACACAUAUGUUAGGAAUGAAGUAAUUCGAUGCAUUCAAAUUGGCUUACUGUGUGUUCAAGAAGAUGCUAAUGAAAGACCAAACAUGGCUUCAAUACUUUUGACACUCAAUAAUCAUUCAGCUACUCUUACUCUUCCUCGUCAACCUGCAUUUUUUCUUCGUAGUAGAACACAAUGCUUGCCCAAAGUGCAAGAUUCUUACAAACCCACGUCGGCUUGGAUAUCCUUCUCUGUAAAUGAAGCAUCAAUUUCUGAAUUAUAUCCAAGAUAGAGAAUUAAAAGUACAAAUAACACGUAAGACUUUAGGAAUGCUAUUUUUUAUCUGUCGUUGGGAGUUUCUUCAGAUGAAUGUACUUAAUUAGCCACAUAUUGUUCAUUUAACCCUUGUUUGACCCUAUUUUGAGGGAAAGAAUGUAUUUUGAAUAGUA
Olea europaea var. sylvestris is the source of this 2307-nucleotide messenger RNA. Its product is annotated as cysteine-rich receptor-like protein kinase 10. The transcript has 8 exons. The record is from RefSeq and is a predicted model, not a curated record. Gene Ontology annotation, molecular function: ATP binding; protein kinase activity. Lineage: Eukaryota; Viridiplantae; Streptophyta; Magnoliopsida; Lamiales; Oleaceae. Gene Ontology annotation, biological process: protein phosphorylation. The coding region runs from base 120 to 2150 and encodes 676 amino acids.